AUGCUCUAUCUCUUGGUUCAGGUUAAUGAAGGUGUUAAAUGUAUUAUUCCUGAGCGUAUAAUGAGUAUAGAGUCUACAUAUAAAUUUUUUGAACUUUUUGACUUAACUAUGUUAGGACAAUAUAAUGAUAGAGAACGCAAUAGCUAUGAUCGACUUUAUAAUGAAAUUAUUAAACUUUUCAAAGUUCAACAUGUUGGAUGGGUAGGUGGCUUACAUAAAACAAUAGGAAAAGCAUUCGUAAAUCGUCUUGCAAGUGCUCUUUGGUAUGUUGAUCCACAUCUUUCAACAUUAAGUGCACGUUUAUACCAUCUACCAGCUCUUUUUACACAGUUAAAAACUUAUCAAGAUAGUAAAUCAUAUAAUGAAUAUUAUCAUACUAGUCAUCAUAAGAAGAAUCUACUAUCUCAACAAAAACUUGCACAUCUUUCGAGUUCCCUUAAAAUUUCUAUUAGUCAACCAUGGGCAAGUAGUAAUAGAUGGAAUCAAGUAAUGCCUGCAGUUCUUUCUUUCAUUGAAAUUUUAAAAAAAUAUUCGAACUAUUUAAUUGCAACUACUUCUAGCAUGAAUGAACUUCAUUAUAGUAAUGAAAGUGCCCAUAGUCCUGGAAAUAACAGUACUAUGUAUCGAGUUAGUGCUUGUAAACUUCAUAAACUUAAAGACAAUUAUGUUCAACUGGAUGAUCUUUUAUUUGAAAAAUCGGUUUAUGAGCAUAUUUAA
Messenger RNA from Racocetra fulgida, 717 nucleotides. The record is from the annotation of a GenBank genome assembly. Lineage: Eukaryota; Fungi; Glomeromycota; Glomeromycetes; Diversisporales; Gigasporaceae.